AAAUAUGAUUAGUUGAUGGCUUGAUUGCUUUACAGAGUAGCUUAGUCAAGAUAAUAAUGGUUUAGUAUUUACCAGCUUUACUGUAAUGUAACCUGUAAAUUCUAGUAGUAUCUGUUUAAGAAUACUUUGCAAGUGUAACUAGCUGAAGUUAUGUCAUGUUGCAGGUUUGGUCUAUUUUACUGGUGCUGGUAAGUUUGUUAUUGAGGUUCAUUGUGUAGUGUUGGUGAAGAAAGAGUUGGGAAGCGUCCUCUGAAACCUGACGUUGAUAAUGAUUGAACUUGGUGAUAAGUUUUAUGGUUUGAUAAAUUUGCCUUAUUCCAUGUUCACCCACAUAAUUAGAAUUUCCGCAUUAUGUUCGGUUAGUUCUUCUCUGUAUGAAUUAGUUUGAAGACGUUUAGCUUAGUUAGAUUCUUGUGAUUUGCAAUGGCAGUUUACGUUGUCAUGCUAUGUCCGAUGUCUUUAUCCAUUAUUUCUAGCAGAUGUUGGUUUUGUGCAUUGGUGAUACUGUGGCAAUACUGUCAGUUGCAAGUAUUUCAGAUAUUAUUGAAAUCUGUUUGAUCAAAUAUAAUCUCAACAGGGUCAAGCUUCCAUCAGGAGCCAAAAAGAUUGUUCCCAGUGGAUGUCGUGCCAUGAUUGGUCAGGUUGCUGGAGGAGGACGUACAGAGAAACCAAUGCUUAAAGCUGAUAAUGCUUACCACAAGUACCGUGUGAAGAGAAACUGCUGGCCUAAGGUCCGUGGUGCUGCAAGGAGGACUGCUCGUCUUCGUGGUCAAGCUGCUGCUGCUGCUACUGCUUCCAAAGCUGACAAGGCUUAAGCCAUUAACUUGUUACAUUUUAUCUUGUUAUUGUAUCCUGAUCAAUUUUGAGCGUUCAGUUAAGACCAUUUGGUAGGAAAGUUAUAACAUGUUCAAUUUUAUUGGGACGUUCAGUAAGUUAUGUUUUCAUGAUCCUUAUGUGGUGCAGUUUACUAUUUUCUUUUCUCAACAACAUACCCAGUGAAAUCUCACAAUGUGGGGGUCUGGAGAGGGUAAAGUGUACGCAGAUCUUAUUUUCAAAAGAGCCUCGGCUCAAGAGAAAACAUGAUGAAUGAAAGUGAAAUUAACGAAAGCGAAAAAGUAAUGAUAAAGCAGGAAAAAAAAAAAAGAGCGGUAGCAGGAAUCAAAGUUACUAUUUUCUUUUCUCGUGCGUUAAAUUAAAUUAUUGGACCUUGACAUGAGGGAAAAAUUGGAAGUUCUCCGAGGAGAUGGACUCUGUUGUCUGUGGACUUUGAAGUAAGGGAGAAAUUUGAAAUGCGGUCACACAUUUACUUGCUGAUUUGAAUUAGUUGGUGGUGAAGCUUAGAAAUAUUUACUGUUUGGCUUCUUGAGAAAUCAAAAUUCCUGCAUUAAUAAUACUUGCAUAACUUUAUUUAGCGAUUAUACGGCCCCUUAAAUGUUUCUUAUUUAUGUUAAAAGUGGACUAUCCAUUUAUUUAUUGUCUAAUGUGCAAGCGACGAAGGUUUCUUCAUCGGAGUAUUUAAGCAUAAACAAUAUUUUAGAUAAAAAGAAUUACGCAUGUUUAUUUUGGAUUCGUUGGUGAUAAUAUUGGAUAUCCACUCACUCUACAAAUUCUUAUCUUGCCCUUUUAUUAAAUUAAUUAUAUAGUUUUCUUGACUUUCUGUUGGCCGGCAAAGCUGAUAGGAGCAUAUAAUUGGAGAAAUGUUAUAUAGUACAAUUGUUUGUAAUUUUAAAAUUUAGAAGGCAUGCCUUGCGUGUGAAAUUUUAAAUUUAAUGAUUUAAUCCAUGAUUGACUGACCUUUUCUUUCUUAAAAUAUAAAUAUCACUUUAUUUUCCCUCUAUUUUAGCUCCCAUUUUGUUUCGGAAUAUGAUAUAACUCAUGUUUCAUAUAAUCAACCUGCAUUUAGUUUUUCUUUUCCUUUUUAUUUAAUAGCGGUGUUCAGGUCAACUUGGCCAUAUCUCGACUAUUUAUCGGAUAUUUUUUACCCCUCACUAGAACAAGCACCAGAAAUCACAACUUUUCUUUUUAGUUUGUUCAAAAGAGAAUAAUUAUUUUUAUAUUUACAAACAAUUUAAAUCUAAAGUUAUUACUUUGCUUCUAAUGGGAUGAUUCAUAGUCAUGUAUAUAGCUUAGUUCAAAUCGCAAAUUUCAAAUGUCUUUCAUUAAUUUUUCAAUCAUACCUAGUCAAAGUGCAUCACUAAAAUUGGGGUGGAGAAAAUACUAACCGAUUCUUCAAGAACUAAUUGUGUAGAUCUUUGCGUUAUCAAUGAAUAUAAAUAACACAAAACAAACAUAUAUAGUAUGUCAAACUCUAAUGGGUCGUUUGGUUGGUAGGAUAAGAAUAAUAAUUCCGAGAUAAUAUGUAUGAUUAUUUUAUCAUGCAUCUGGUUAUAAGUAUUAAUUAAUCUCAAAAUUAUUUUAUCCCGAUAUUUGUACUAAAAUGGUGGUGGGAUAGCUACCCACAUGGCAUAUCCUUGUCUAUCCGUCCCACUAACCAAACGACCCGUAAUAAGUCUCAUCCUCUCCCCUUUUUUUUAAGGUAAUGAUAUCCUACGAUCAGUUAUUUUUUAAAUCGAAGAAAACAAUCCUACAAAAAGUUUAUGUGUUUUAUUUAGCGAUAUCUUAUAUUAUUUUUUAUCUCCUAAGGAAGAAACUGUAUAGCUAAACAA
Lycium ferocissimum is the source of this 2666-nucleotide messenger RNA. Its product is annotated as large ribosomal subunit protein uL2-like. The coding region runs from base 480 to 815 and encodes 111 amino acids. The transcript has a single exon. The record is from RefSeq and is a predicted model, not a curated record. Gene Ontology annotation, cellular component: cytosolic large ribosomal subunit; ribosome. Gene Ontology annotation, molecular function: RNA binding; structural constituent of ribosome. Gene Ontology annotation, biological process: cytoplasmic translation. NCBI's taxonomy places the organism in Eukaryota, Viridiplantae, Streptophyta, Magnoliopsida, Solanales, Solanaceae.